AUGCCCAGCGCAGACGGCUCAGAGGGAGAGCUGGGAGGGGCCCGUUUCCCGGGGCUGAGGCAGGAGCUGUGGGUCCCCAAGGGCAGCGAGGCCUCAUCUUGCCCCAGCGAUGGCGAGGAGCCCAAGGGGAGGAGGAGGAGCAGGCCGGCGCGCUCCAAGGCGAGGAGGAUGGCAGCCAACGUCCGGGAACGCAAGCGCAUCCUGGACUACAACCAAGCCUUCAACGCCCUGCGGCUGGCCCUCAAGCACGACCUUAGCGGCAAAAGGCUCUCCAAGAUCGCCACGCUGCGCAGAGCCAUCCACAGGAUUGCUGUCCUGUCCAUGUCCCUGCGCUCCGGCCCGGCCCCACACUGGCCCUGCGCCCAUGCCGAGUGCCGCCCCUGGUACGAUGGGCCGGGGCAGGAGGAGAGUGCCCAGGGCAGCCGUGCCCAGCUCAUCCAGCUGCCCCUGGAGCCUGGCUACGUGGCUGCUGCAAACUUCCAGCGCUGCCCGCCGUAUGCCGGGCACACCCCUGAGACGCAGGUCCAGCUGCACUACGAGAGCCCGAGGGACGAGUGUUUCGCAUCCGGCCCUGCUUAUCCCUGCCCCCUCGGCGUCAGAGCCGCCUGCCAGCAGAAGCACACGGACAACUUCCGAGAGGCGCCGCCUGGGCCUUGCCCUUGGCAGCCGAGGCGUUUCCAAGGCUCGGGCUGCCAGCAGUGCCUCCCCACGCACUGA
This is a messenger RNA of Alligator sinensis (Chinese alligator), 717 nucleotides long. It is a transcript of the gene BHLHA9, whose product is annotated as basic helix-loop-helix family member a9. The transcript has a single exon. The record is from RefSeq and is a predicted model, not a curated record. Gene Ontology annotation, biological process: regulation of transcription by RNA polymerase II; developmental process. Gene Ontology annotation, molecular function: RNA polymerase II transcription regulatory region sequence-specific DNA binding; protein dimerization activity; DNA-binding transcription factor activity, RNA polymerase II-specific. The coding region runs from base 1 to 717 and encodes 238 amino acids. NCBI's taxonomy places the organism in Eukaryota, Metazoa, Chordata, Crocodylia, Alligatoridae.